Molecule: messenger RNA, 2109 nt
Organism: Trametes versicolor FP-101664 SS1
Lineage: Eukaryota; Fungi; Basidiomycota; Agaricomycetes; Polyporales; Polyporaceae
Exons: 13
Coding region: 1-2109 (702 amino acids)
Biological process (GO): carbohydrate metabolic process
Source: RefSeq, a predicted model, not a curated record
AUGCUUCGUCUCUCCUGGCUCGUGUCCGUAUUUGCAGCGGGGAUUUUGGCUCAAUCUCCGCCACAAACGUUCUUUCCAGCUAGUGUUCCUUUGGCUAUUCGCUCUCCGUACAUGAGUAUUUGGUCGGCUACAUCAAACGUUUCCGCACCCCCGUCGGAUUCCUGGCCUCUUUUCUGGGGACAACACGCGCGUAUCGAUUUGUCUCACGGUUCACAGACGAUUAUGGAUCUUCAAGGAACCGUCAGGGUGGAUGGAAAAACGUACCUGUGGACGGGGCAAACGGAGACGACUAUAGAGGCCUUUUCUGCAAACCUCUCCGCCGUUCGAAUCACACCAACACGUACGAUUUUCGUCCUGCAAGCAGGCCCCAUUAACGUGACCAUCACCUACCUGUCGCCAAUUGAACCAUCCGAAUGGGUAUUGCAGUCCUUCCCGUUCUCCUAUGUGUACUUCGAGGCAGCCUCGCUCGACGGCCGCCCUCACACGAUCCAAGUUUAUUCAGAGCUCACCCAGCUCACCGGAGAUUUGAUAGAGUGGUUAUCGAAUGACUGGUACGAUAGCACAAUUCGGUGGAAUCAAUAUAGCACGGACAGUGUAGUAACCCACAUUCUGCUUGAGAACCCGCAGAAGUAUGUGGAGGUCCGCAUGCUCGCACGGGAUGUGGAAGCCUACUUUGCGAUGGCAUCUCGGGCCAAUCUUACGUGGCAAAUCGACGGGAACGAGAACCCAAGGAGACAAUUUCAAGCUGAAGGAGUGUUGACGAAUACUAGCAGUACGGCUUUUGCCACCAUAGCACCGGACAUUGUGUUAUUUGGUAUCUCUGCCGACCUGGGCCAGAUUCAAAGCACAUCGUCUCCAGUGGCAUGGGCCUUGGGAGUUGUUCGGAAUCCCUCGAUAGGCUACACCUCUGCAGAUAAGAUGACACAAGAUUUAAGCCCCUACUAUGUGACACGUUAUCCCGGAACAAGCAUGACUCAAGCUAUUGAUGACUUCACUGCCAGGUUCAUGGAGCUUCAGCAAAGAGCGGUUGCGCUGGACGAUGCUAUCUUAGGGAGCGCGUCGAAAAUAUCGACGCAGUAUGCUGAUCUCGUGUCUCUUGCCGCUCGCCAGACAAUGGGCUCAUUGGACUUUACGGUAUCGACCGGGGCCGAUGGCAAGCCGAAUGCCUCCGACGUUCGCAUAUUCAUGAAAGACACGAGCGGUACUACGGCGGUAGGACGCGUCAACCCCGUGGAGAAAAUGUAUGCUGCACUUCCCAUGCUGAUCUAUCUAAAUGCCUCUCUAGUGGGGCCUCUCCUUGUGCCGCUCCUGGACGCACAGGAUGGCAUGCUCGUGCAGCCGUCUGCGGCGCAGGAUUUGGGUAUGAUCCCUCUGCAACUUGAUGCAUGCACUGUAGCUGACCAUAUACUAGAAUCCGGCAACAUGCUCAUUAUGCUCUACGCUCAUGCACGGUUCUCUGGCGACGGGACCCUGAUACAGAGACACUAUAGUCUCGCGAAGCGCUGGACAAACUACCUUGUCGAUAAUUCCUUGGAUCCGUCCAGCUUGCAGGUCUCCACUGAUACUGAGGCCGGGACUCCUGCCAAUACAACGAAUCUCGCGCUCAAGGGUAUAAUUGGCGUCAAAUCAAUGGCCGAGAUGUGUCGCGCACUGGGCGAAGAUGCUGACGCACAGCUAUACGAUGGACACGCCGCCGCCCUCGCUGCGGCAUGGCAAUCGCUUGCGCUCUCUUCAGACGGGUCGCAUCUUCUUGGGGUUUACGGCGAUCAGCAGUCGUGGGCGCUGAUGUACAACAUCUAUGCAGACCGCCUUCUGGGCACGGGAAUUGUGAACCACUCUGUGAGUUGCGCGUGCUCGCCGACGGAUUUCCACCUGCUCAUGUCCACACAGAUACUGCAAGGUCAAACAGUGUUCUACAAGACCCUCCUCAACUCGGCCUGGAUACUCUUUACCGCAGCUAUUGUGACGGACGAUGGCGUGCGCGACAGCCUCAUCCGUGGCGUAUGGAACAGAGCCUCUUUUAACCAAACAGAAGGCCCAUUCCCGGACUCGUACGACACGAGCACCGGUGCGGUACCUUCAAGCUCCGCAUUAACAAACGCCUCGUAA